Messenger RNA from Malus domestica (apple), 3642 nucleotides. The record is from RefSeq and is a predicted model, not a curated record. Lineage: Eukaryota; Viridiplantae; Streptophyta; Magnoliopsida; Rosales; Rosaceae.
AUGGACAAAAGUUGGGCCUCUUUCAAUCCGUUUACAGAGGAUUACAGAACAGGGCUAGCAAAAUUUAUCUCAAACUCAUUGGAAGUUGCUUCUCAUGAGGGGAACAUCAAAUGUCCGUGUGCUAAAUGCUUGAAUAGGUUAUGGUUGAGUAAUAAAGAAGUCGAAGCGCAUCUAAUUGUUGAAGGUAUGGACCGUUCAUACUUGCAAGGCUCGUGGGUAUGGCAUGGAGAGACAUUUGGUGACCCUCUUCCAAGUAGCGAAGCUGCACAACAACUUGCUGCUAUUAAUACUCCUCAUUCUGAACUACGCCCCUUGCUUGAAGAUAUUUUCUCUGGUUCCAGUGUGAUGGGUGGCAUGCCUAUUAAUAAUCACAGCGAGCAGGAAGCUUCAAUACCUGCAUAUGCACGUAAGUUUGAAGCCAUGGUGCAAGAUGCAAAUACGAAAUUAUAUCCGAGAUGUGGUAUGAAGAAAAUGGAUUUCCUAAUACGAGUAUUUCAAAACAAGUGCUUAUAUGGGUGCAGCGAAAGUGCAGUACAAGCUAAUCUUCAGCUUCUCAAACAUAUACUCCCAAAUGGUCAUUCUUUACCGAAGAAGGUGAUGAGUACAAAGGGAUUGCUGAAAAAAUUCAUGUUGCCUCACCAAAAGAUCCAUGCAUGUGAAAAUGACUGCAUGUUGUAUUGGAAACAUAACAGUGGUUUAGAUGUUUGUCCUACAUGUGGUGUGUCUAGAUAUACAACCAAGGUAGAUGACACAGCGCCAAGCAGUAAAAAGAGAAUACCUCGGAAGGUGCUAACAUAUUUUCCUAUUACACCUCGCUUGCAACGGCUUUACAUGUCUCGACACACCAGUGAAGAUAUGUGUUGGCAUGGUCUUUCUCGGCCCGAGGAUGGCUACUUAAGACAUCCAGCUGAUUCCUUUGCAUGGAAGCAAUUAGAUUUGAAAUUUCCAACAUUUGGUGAGGAAAUGCGCAAUGUACGUCUUGGGUUGGCAAGUGAUGGAUUCAACCCCUUCGGAAAAUGCAGCACCGACUAUAGCACAUGGCCAGUAUUGUUGACCAUAUACAAUUUACCACCUUGGUUGUGUAUGAAAUCACCUUUCAUAUUGAUGGCUUUGUUAAUACCGGGCAAAGAAUCUCCGGGAAAUGAUAUUGAUGUAUACCUUCAACCAUUAAUAGACGAGCUGAAGGUAUUGUGGACCUCCGGGGUUCCCACUUAUGAUACGUUUAGGCAAGAGACCUUCACCUUACGAGCAGCUGUUUUGUGGACUAUUAGCGACUUCCCCGCCUAUGGGAACUUGUCUGGUUGGAGCACACAUGGGAAAUUAGCAUGUCCUCAUUGCAACUACAACACUGAGUCGACAUAUCUCAAAAAGGGUAGGAAAUAUUGUUAUAGGGGUCACCGUCGUUUCUUGCCCAUGUCACAUGUUUUUCGUCGACAAAGGAAAGCCUUUAAUCUUUCUGACGAAAGAGAGCAAGCACCUUCCCCUAUGACCGGACGUGAAUGCCUUCGGCGGUUGUCCACUUUACGGUUCAAAUAUGGUAAGAACGCCACGGAAACUGGUUGGAGACAAAAGACCACCACCUACACCAACGGUUGGGCCAUGGAAGAAAAACAUAGUAUUUUCUUCCAAUUGCCGUAUUGGGAACAUCUUGUCCUUCGACACUGCCUUGAUGUCAUGCACAUUGAAAAAAAUGUAACUGAAAGUUUGGUUGCAACGCUGCUGGGUAUUGUUGGGAAAAGCAAGGAUAACAUGAAUGCAAGGUUGGACUUGGAAUUGAUGGGCAUGAAACCGGAGUUGCAGAUCAAAUUUGUCAAUGGAAAGCCAAAGAUGCCUCCCGGUGCAUAUACUAUGAAACCAUUAGAGAAGGAAUUGUUUUGCAAGGUCUUAGCCUCAAUAAAAGUGCCUGACAAUUACUCGUCCAAUAUUUCACGUCUUGUGCAUGUAAGGGAAAAGAUCAUAAGGGGACUUAAAAGUCAUGAUUGGCACGUUUUAAUGCAGCAGUUCCUUCCAAUUGCCAUACGCAAAAGCCUCCCAUCUGGGACUGCACAGAUAGUAUUAGAACUAAGUGCAUUCUUCAGACAUUUGUGUACUAAAAAAGGGUCAGUGGAAGGCUUUCGCAAACUUACACCCAAAAUAGUGAUGAUCCUAUGCCAAUUGGAAAGGAUAUUACCCCCUGCGUUCUUUGUCGUCAGUCUUCACCUCACAAUACAUCUUGCCGAGGAAGCUGCACUUGCAGGUCCGGUGCACUACAGAUGGAUGUACCCAAUUGAGAGGUUCCUGCUUACGUUGAAGAAGUAUGUUCGAAAUAAAAAUCGACCAGAGGGAAGCAUGACCCAAGGAUAUCUGGCUGAGGAGUGCUUGUCUUUUUGUGCGAUGUACUUGGAAGGCGUGGAGACACGUUUGAACCGUCCAAGCCGAAAUGCAGAUAUAUUACGGCCUGACCAUGAUGGCAACUUUGACAUAUUUUGUGCCACCGGCCAUUCACUUGGUAUACAGGAAGAUUAUCAUCUUGACAACCACGAUUGGGAGAUUGCACGAUCUUCAAUGGCACCAACUUCUGAAACUCUACUGUUGGUUCUACAGAGUGACAUUGACUUUAUUUUCACCUACAGAAGUUACGUGGAAAAUGCUCAAAAAACUCGAGGAAGGCGUGUAACCAUGCUAGAAGCAGAGAAAGAAGCUAUUAAAUCCUUCCCAGAUUGGUUCGAAAACCAUGUUAAUCAAUUGCAACAUUCAGGUGAUCCAAGUGCAACUGACGACUUGGUGGCGCUUGCUAAUGGACCUAGUAAGUGGUGUCGGAGAUAUAAGACUUUUGUAUGUAAUGGGUUCAGGUUCAAAGUAAGAGGCACACAAUCCAAUGGGAACUACCAAAACUAUGGUGUUUUCCUACAGUCUGAUGUUCCAAGUUAUGCUGGCCCACGUGACCGGAACCCUGUUACCAGUUUGGUAGACUACUAUGGGGUUCUGACUGAUGUAUUUGAAAUCAAGUACCAUAUGGAACGCACGGUGGUUUUAUUCAAGUGCAACUGGUUUAAUGGCACUUCCAGAAAUACUGGUGAGGGAGUAAAAACAGACAUAUAUGGCUUUAGAUUGGUUAACUUCAAUAAGAUGUCGUCUACGAGUGACCCUUUCAUUCUCGCAUCACAAGCACUACAAGUGUUCUAUGUACAAGACCCAACAAAUAUAGAAUGGCAUGUUGCAAUCAAAACGAGACCACGCGAUUUCUUUGAUAUGUCCUCAACACAUGAUGAUGAUCCGUGCGAUGGACAGGAUGUGGAACAUGCAACUGGUGAUAAUGAUGAGGUUCGAGUUAGAAUCGAUGUAGACGCCCAAGACUUUGAAGAAUGCCUGUCAUUCAAAAAAACGAUGAGGUCUGUUUUGAUCAACAAUUUGUAUUCUGAGAUUCAUCGACGCAAGCAAGAGGUAUAUGCUGCCACAGAGAAGAAUGGAAUAUAUAUACCACGACAUCGUUAUGUUAGUGAAGAAGCAGAGAAAAAGGCAAUGUCUGAAAAGAUAGAGCGGAUGAAACUUGAUUAUGAUUCAAAACACAAGAAAAAGCUUGAGGAAACUGGACAUGCACUGUAUGGUAUUGAGGACAAGCAUUUGAAGCAAAUGCGUCCAUCAAAGAGCAGGAAUUUGUGA